GCUGCUUAUAUACGUGUCCUCACUGUGUUCGACGACAUCGAACAACAUUCGAUAGUAGUCCCUCGUGUCCACUUUACUUCAUCAGAGCAGCUAUGUUUGGCUACGUAAGCAUAGAUAUCCCCUUAAGGGCGAGGCAUGUUGGAUACCCCGAAACACACGGCGGAGAAAAGUUUCAUCGGGACAGUGACAGCAGCGAGUCGUCAAAGUCGAGCGAAAAUUCUUCCUCUCCCGUUGCUUCGCCCGCUGCGACACCGGAGCCCUCCAAAGAGCAAGUGUCGAAAUCGACGCCAGAACCCUCAUCGUCAGCGUCACCCGGCUUGACGCCUUCUCCAGGUACCGGAGGCAGCACUGGUGAAACGGAAGAAGAGGACGAGGAAGAAGAAGACGAUGAAGACGAAGAGGAAGAGGAAGAUGAGGACGAGACUGCCCCCGAAGUGCGGGAACGUUCUUCCAGUAUUGUGCUAGUAUGUCUGCUCUCUGUGCUGCUCGUCCUGAGUGUUGGAACGCUUGUGGGCGUUGCUCAGCUCCUGCAGUUGGAAUUCUGGGGUAAAGCCAAAGCAACCACCGAACCAGAUUACACGGGCGGCCCAAAUUCAUGCCCAUUAGUCGUCUGCAGUGAAAGUGUGGGUUUCAUUGAGAAGUUGGUACCUCAUAUGUGUAACGACAUCUACGAAGCCGUCUGCAAUUCCGAACUGAAGCCUCUGCAGAAUUACAUCGUGGAAACAUUCGAGACUCGCGUGUCGGACUUUGUUCAAGCUGCCCCUCAACCUGAAGAAGGCUCUCUCGGAUCCCAGCAAGCGAUCACUGGAUUUGUCAAAAGUUGCAUCGCUCGAGGAAGCACUUCUCCGUCAUCGCCACCGGAUCUUGAGAUUCUCAGCGCCAUAGGCAGCCAGACGGUAACAGAAAUCAUGUCCCACCUGUUCGUUCAAUACUCCGUCCUUCCGUUCUUCACCGUCGUCAAGACGUCCGCUACUGACGUUUUUCUGGCUGGCCUAAAUCCCUUGGCCGAGUACGAGCUCCGGAAGGAUUACGCUACGCAUAUUCUGACCAACUGCCUCGGCCACGUGGAUGCUAAAUUGAUACCCACGGUUACCACUCAGAGCAACGCCAUUCUCACCAGUCUCGAGACGUUGAUCACCAGCCUAACUGAUGAACAACAAAUUCAGCUGACCCUUGCUGAAACUUGGCAUGACGAACAGGACGCUGUCAUACCCACUGUGGUCGGCCCCAAGUGGUCAUGGAAAAAAUUCUUUUCCGAGACGUAUGCCAUGGCGGCUCCAAAAGUGAAGGUGGUCAAGGAACACAAGGUUUACAUCAAUAAGAUCGGUGAAUUCAUUGCUCAGAAUGACCUGGCGGUGGUCAACUACCUGCGGCUAGUGGCGUUUGCAAAGAUCGCUGUCGUUACCGGGCACUUUCCCAUCUGUUCCGAGCCCAGUCACGGAAAAGAGCCAAGGAGGCGCCUGAUAGCGUGUCUGCGGCUGGCAGAAAACAUCUCGGUAAAAGGAACGAUCAAGCUCCUCGCCAUGGCAGUCUAUCACUUAACGGACCACGCGUACAAUGAACAGGCAAUGAAGUACGCAGCUCACCUGGGUGUAUUGAAGCACGGCACCCAUUUCGCUACUCAGUUCGACGAACUGCGAUUCGUCCCAAAUGCAGGCCGGGACGUAACGGUGCUGUACAAGAAAGACCCUCUGGAAAUGUAUAUCGCAGUCGCAAAACACAAGAUUGAUAGAACACAACUGAUGAGGUUCGUGGCUUCAAACGUCGAGUUUUCGAGCAAGUAUGACUUCGCAUUUAACAAGAAGUCUCUACAUAUACCAUUUCUUCUGACGAUACCAGCAGUGACUGAAAGCCUCCACAACACCAAAUAUACCUAUCCAUUAAUUCUUCCGCAUCUGUAUGACGCCAUGUCGAGAGCUAGAGACGCAGAUAUAGAGGAUCCCAUGAAGUGCAUGUUCGACAACAUCAAAGAUGCUUACAAUAAGCUGGCUGGCAAGGACUUACCUGAAAUUGCUACGUGGGAAAAGGCAGAAUGGUUCAUUGCCGUCCACGGAAUCCACUUGGCAUUUGUGCCAUUUCACUUCCAGGACUACCAGAACUACGGGAGGCUACUGGUGUAUGACCUGAGGAUCUUCUUUAUACUAGUUACACAGUACUACUGCUCUGACGUGCCAAAUUUGCCUGACCCACGAUUCGGAGACUACAAGACAAGAAUUCAUACAUUCUUGAAGAGCAGCAAAGUAUUCACCGACACAUUUGAGUGUAAAGAAGGGGACGAGUUAUUAUUUGAAGGCACGGAAUGCUCAUAGCCGCAAGAUCUGCUUUUCCAAACCUUUAUUGACACAACAACUACCAGGGGCGUUUCUUGCCUCGAGGUUUCUUCAUGCUGCUCUUUUCCCCUUUCCUCUUCUUUUCUGAUCUGUUCAUCCUCGCUGACCUGAAACGGACAUAGCAAUCAUUACUAUCAUUAUUACUACGGCUACUUUAAUGCUAUUUAAUGCAAACAAUAUAAUCCUGAAAACAAUGGUGAUUAAUGCGAGAUUGAUUAAAUAAACAAAUAAUCAUUUUCAAAU
This is a messenger RNA of Ornithodoros turicata, 2573 nucleotides long. RefSeq lists its product as uncharacterized. The coding region runs from base 93 to 2309 and encodes 738 amino acids. The record is from RefSeq and is a predicted model, not a curated record. Lineage: Eukaryota; Metazoa; Arthropoda; Arachnida; Ixodida; Argasidae. The transcript is spliced from 25 exons.